ACUCUACACUUGAUUCGCAUGUGUUGAUUGAUUAAUGUCAAGGGAGUAAGUGUAAUAAUUUACUCCUAACCCUUUGCGUACCCCAUCGGUAAUCGCCAUUUUGGUUUGUACCGACAGGGUCAAGUCGAUCAUUUUCAAGUAGAUCCUCUGCCCGAACGAGGAACAAACGAUGGCGGAAGCGAUAAGAGUGGUCAACGAAGAUGUCCAAUAUAUUUGUGGGGAGUUUGAGUCUUCCGAUCAAUUCGGAGACUUAAUAUUGGAAGACGGAACGCGAGCCGUCAUAGUGAACGGAAACUUGUUUACAUUAGAUGGCCAAACUCUAGUGCUCCAAGAUGACGACAGCUUGACGCAAUAUUGUAUCGAUGAUUUCAAGCAACUGAGCGACGUAAACGAUGAAGUUCACUGCACAGACGCGGACGACAAUUCGCGGGACGUCGUUUAUAUACAGAACGAUGACAUGCAAAGGGACGAAACUUUGCAGUACCAUCUGGCUGACUGUAAUACCAGUGUGGAUGGUCCUGUCGAGUUGAAAAUGCUCAAAUUAGAAGGGGAUCAGGCUUUCGGCGAGAUUGUCGACUUGGACGAGUUCUUAAAGUCGCAGGGGAUGGAAUCAGAGGCCACAGGUGUUGAGUACACCAUCGUGAGCGAUUCCGAAUUGGAAUUCCAGCAGGGCGCUACCAAACCCAGAACAGACGAAAUGUUACAAUUUGACGGGGCUUGCAAAAUAAAUGAUGGAUACUUUUCUAACAUCCGCGGGCGUAAUCUCUUGACUGGCCAGCCUAUUACGUUAUCGAGGUACAUGUACAAGCUGCGAGAGAGGAUUACGAACGAGAAGCUGAUGGUCGGGAAAAAAAAGCCUCCGCCUUCCAUGGUUAACCAUUCCCUUAAUACCCUAUUGCAUAGAAAAUUUACCUUGGGUCGAUCGACUGAUGGCAAGAAGAUAGUCGGCAAAAUUAUUAAUAUAAAACGACGAGAGGAAGAGAGAAAACAUCCAAAGGCGGAUGAAAAAAAGGAGCGGGUGCCUAUUAGCGACAAGGUUGCCAAUGAUUUCGCGACGACAUCUGACCACCAAUACAAUAGUUGUCAGCCGGGGGAUGGUAUUGAGGAAAUAGACGAUACUCUGUCGGAUACAGCGACGAGCUCAAUUGCGGCACCAGGCAAUAUCCUGGUUCACGAGCGGGUGGUGGGGCGGGAGAGUUUUGAGACCAUAUCGAAGAUCAUGUCGGGUCUGAUGAACAUGGACAGCGUCAAACGGAAGCUGCUCAACAAGAACAUUGUCAUCAAGCUGGUGGAGAAAAUUGCGAAUCGAGAGAGCAAGAUUUUCUACAGCAGUGGUUGUAUGAUGCAGGAGUACCGCUUGAGCGACAUCGACGACAGAUUGGCCGUCGAGACGAGCAGGUUCGUGCCGGACGCGAAUACCAAGAAGGCCAUCUUCGAACCCAGCACUGAACCCACGGCCAACGUGACCAUCACGGUCACGGAGGACGAGACCGGCGCAAAGGUCACCAAGGUCAGUCUGGACCCGUCCACGGAGCAUCGGUGCACCGUAUGCGGGAAAAGCUUUCUCGGCGCAGUCUUCCUCAAGUUACACACCAAAUCUCACUCAUUCAAGUUAGAAAGCGAGGCACUGUCGGCGGCUCGCAGCAGCCCACCGCACCGUCACGUCGAGGGCAUGUUUGAGUGCGCGGAGUGCAACAGAAAGUUCCCGACGUCGGUAGCGCUCCGGAGACACAUCAGCGCGCACUUUAACCGCGCAUCAGCCUGCAAGUAUUGCGACCGGUCGUUCGCUACUGCGCAGCAACUAAAAUCGCACGUCGAGAGUCACGGCGACUAUGGUCCUGAAGAAGGUGGAGCCGGACAGAGGCGCAGGUGUUUCGGUUGUUCGACGUGCGGUCGCAAAUUUUCCAGACAAUCGAAUCUGCAGCGCCACCUCGAAAUACAUAGGGGCGACGGAGCGCGGUUCACGUGCAACGUGUGCGGCUGCGCGUACCACUACGCGUCGUCGCUCACGCGCCACGUCGUACAGAAUCACGUGCAGGGGGUGGACGCCGCGGCCGGCGACGAAUCGGAAGUCAUGCACGUGGUUAAUUUGGAGGAGUUUUUGCAAAUACAAAACUAAAUGUAAAGAAAAACGAGAAAUUUGGAGUCUUUUUUUCCCCGAAAAUCGCGAGUAGUUCAAAUGUACCGUUGUGAUAUAUGAUGAAAUGAUUUUGAUUAAUAAUGGGCGAGACCCUUGUAGUUAAGUAAAACUACCACUACCACAGAGUAAAUACCCACCACCUGAUUUAUAUUGGUUCCAACCAUAUAGCCACUAUGGAUAUAGAUAUAUACAAGAACUUAUGAAGCAACUAUGAAAUUUUUUAUGACAAGGUCCAGAAAAUCUAGUUUUUAACCAAUGACCUUGCGACAUUUAACAACCAACUUGGCAAGUGGUAGAGUAAGUUUGAAUGCGGCCUUUUUACGGUACUAUGUUCUCAGAAUAUGCCUAGAUCUCUUUAAAUGUUCUACGAAAACGAGUUAAAGCAGGGCAGUGCAGGUAAAUGGGUGAAUAUUAGAGACAUGCGCGGAAAAUCAUUGCCCUCUCUACGAAAAUAUAGCUAUUACAUAACAUACUUGUCAACGAUCUGUAAGUGGCCAUACUGGUUGUUGAAUUUCGCAAGGCAUAUGCCCAUGUUGAAAGGACCUUCUCUACUUUUUUUCUCAUAGAUGCUUCAUAAGUUCCUGUAUUAUCAGCAGCAGGGCCCCAUAUCUCUAGUAGCUAUAUGGCUUUUAUAAAGGAUGCCAAUUAUGGACGACUAACCCUGCCAGUACUGCCUUACAAGUAGUAACAAUGAUUACAC
Cylas formicarius (sweet potato weevil) is the source of this 2840-nucleotide messenger RNA. RefSeq lists its product as uncharacterized. The coding region runs from base 170 to 2119 and encodes 649 amino acids. The transcript is spliced from 8 exons. Lineage: Eukaryota; Metazoa; Arthropoda; Insecta; Coleoptera; Brentidae. Gene Ontology annotation, molecular function: DNA-binding transcription factor activity; RNA polymerase II cis-regulatory region sequence-specific DNA binding. Gene Ontology annotation, biological process: regulation of transcription by RNA polymerase II. The record is from RefSeq and is a predicted model, not a curated record.